Molecule: messenger RNA, 17113 nt
Organism: Paramuricea clavata
Lineage: Eukaryota; Metazoa; Cnidaria; Anthozoa; Malacalcyonacea; Plexauridae
Source: the annotation of a GenBank genome assembly
UCCAGGAAUUCCAAUUUAUGAUGAUUGUGUUGCCUAUCACGAAAACAGAUGGUAAGUAUAUUGUAGCUUUUCUUUAUUGAAUUUUAUUAACUUCGUUGUUUACACGAACCGCAUACUUUACACGAACCGCAUGCAUAUGCUGGUAUAUGUAUACAUAAAUGUAGGUAAUAGUAUUGUAUAGAGUCCAAUUGGGGAAAACAUGCACGAAUUAGUUUUUACCAAAUUCGGAAAAUCCUGACAGACGAAUGAAUUUUGGCGAACUUUGAAAACUAACGAUCGUAUGUUCUUCCAAAUUGCGCGAGGAGCCAUACUAUUACUGACGAAGAAACUACAUACAUGCUUCGAUAGCAACUCUGAACUCGCUUGUGUCCUUUAACAGUUGUUUGUUAGCAAGCAGUUCAGUCUUUAUUUGCUAUACUUGCACUUAACUUGUUAUAUUCAACGACAAAAAGUUGUAGAAUCAAGGAAUUCUAAGCAUUACUAGCAAAAAAUAUGUUAAACAAGAUGCCUAAAAAGUAUAAAUAAUAAAGCAUCAGCUUUAUAUAUUUCGGCAAUACACAAACUUCAUGCUCAACCUCAUUCUCAAAAAAAAACUGAACACAUUUGAAAUUGCUCUCAAUUUCGCAAAAACAGCUAUUAGUAUCCAGUUUUUGAUAUGCAUAGCUUCUUUGGUACAUCAUGUAGGAUAAUAAAAAAAUUCUCGAACUCAAAUUUUGUAAACCAGAGCGGUACGUGUGUCUUUUCCAACCCACCAAAACUGGAUUGCGCUCGAGAUUUAAAAGCUUCAAGGAGGCUCCCUACAGUUUCCAAUAUACAGUGUUUUAAACCUAUUUAAUUAAUUUGAAAUUAAUAAAAUCUAAUUUUUUGCACAAGCUAUUAUUUCCUCAUAUAUAAAAAUAUGCCUAAGACCCUCUCUUCCCUUCCCACCGGGCACACAACGUUGUUUCAACGUUGAAAUUUGGUAGAAAAAAGGUUGCGACGUUGACAACCUAAUAUCUCUCGUUGUUUUACAAACAUUGGUCCCACAGCAGCCAACAGACGUUGAAUUAACGUUCAUUCAUGGUUAAAUGUACGACGUCGAUUUGUGAACCAAUCUCAACGUUGUUUUAACGUGGAUUUAACGUUGAAUUAUGGUUGACGAGAUUGGCAACCUAAUUUCAACGUUGUUUCAACGUCGAAACAGUAACGUCGAUCCAAUUUGCAUAGUCAACCCUUUUUCAACGUCUAUCCAACGUCUGGAAGGUUAUUUCCAACGUUGAUUCAACGUUGGAUAAACGUUAUUUUGCCCGCUGGGUUGUUACUCCACUGCUUUAUUGAAUGUUAUUAACACCGUUCCUACGCGGGGCACGUAGUACGGGCGUCGAUGCUGGCAGGGCCGUUGCGAAGGGAUUUGGAUUGGGGGGGUGUCGAAGGUCAAAUUGCCGAGUGACGCUAGUUGAAUUUGCCGACUUUUUCAAAAGUUUGUAAAGGUUAGAUAUAGUUAAUGAGAAUCAUAUUGAUUAUUGGUGUGCUAGUAACUGCUCUAGGGACACCAAUAUGGCUCUUGUUUUGAAAUGGAUGCCUGUUCGUGGGUUGUUGCUAAAAAGGAAUCGGGUUCCUUUAUGUAUAAAAUAUGACAUUCUAAGAACAAACAAAUAAAAGGUCACGAAAUCGAAACACACAAUUGCAAUAACUGCAAUCACAGCUCAAUGAUGAGCACCGCUAUUUUAUUUUCGUGCGUUUGUUUUCAGAUAGGAGUAUUAUUUUAAUUUACUUAUAUUAAACAUAUAAAGCUGGAAAAAAUUUAAAUUUAACAUAAUUUAUACUGUGUUUUCAUAAGUCCUAAAUCGAGACUAAAACUAUGUCCACACGGGUCACGUUUUUGAGCGUUUUUGCAGUGGUGUUUUCAAAUUUAGCGUUUAGGCGCCUUGUUCACAUUGAUCGCUUUUCUCGCAACAUUUUCUGACAAAGCACUAGUUUUUUAUAGUCUUCGUUUCCAAAUUCAAACACGGAAUUUCAUUUUCGCCUUCCACUUUUCUGUUUACACGAUAACAAAGUGCCAAAACGACCAAACGUUUCAGACAUAGAAAACGAAUCUUUGGCACCGUUUUCACUAUAUUUGAAACGUUUUUGUGCUUCCUGACGUCGUUUUCAUACGUUUUCGUGUGAACAGAAUGUACGUGAAAAUGGUACUUUCAGUUUCAGUUUCAGAAAUUAACGCAAUACAACCAAAAACCGAAAAACGCUGGGAAACGGUACCGUGUGCAUAUAAUCUGAGUAACGAGUGUCUUAGACUGUGGUGCAGACGCGCAUCUCCGCAAAGUCAGAAAAGUUAUCCAAGUAUCUGCAUGUGAUUGCAUUGAUAUUUUGUUUCAAUAUUUUCAUGGCAAUUUGAUGAAUUUGACCUUUUUUAUCCCCAGGCGCCGAAUAGACAAUUUAUAAUAUUUUUUGUAUUUUGAGCAGUCUCAACUCUUAGUGCCGGAUAGUGUUAACUGGGCUUUUGUACGACCCGAUUUUCCAAGAGUUUAAAUUUUAUGCGUUAGAAAGCGAGUAAAACGGAUAUGAUCAUAUGCAACCGAUGAUACCGAUCGCUGUAUGCGGUAUGUCUUUCAAAACUGUAGGCUGAUCCUCGAGUUAACAGUAAUUUCGCUAAAGAACGAAAGAAGACAAGUCCGUUGUUACGGCAUGGCUCGUCUUUCUCUUGGUCUUCUUCUCAUGUGCCUGUGGAGUCUUCUUGAGGAUCUUGCGCCUCUGACGACUCAAAAUAUUCUCUUUGGCUUUGACUGCGCUUUGCAGUCUCAAACGGAUUAGCUGGACGUCUUUAUGUGCUACUCGCACACGGUUUCCCUUAUGGCAAGUUUGCUGGCGUGCCUCUUACGGUAAUCGUCGGGCCGUAUGUUAGAUAACUUUUAUGGUUAAUACGUUUUCCCUCGUGAAAUAAAUAAUAAAGUUUCUAUAGUUUCUAUGUAUUACAUUCAAGAUACUGAAGUUUUAUUCUUUUUCUUUUGGGUUUUGAACCGCGUAUAAUUGAUAAAGAGCCUUCGCUAUGACAGUCGAGCGAAGAACAUGACCGGAAACGUGGGUUUCACAUUUCGAAUUUCAGCCUCCCGUCGAUUUUCGACAAAUAAAAAAACUAAUAGUAUUACUAGAAAAUAGAAAUACAUUUAAAUGGUUUUGACAUAAGGCCACACAAACCAUUAUUUUAAAUCCCAAACUUAUCGCUUUAUUUAUCGCCUUCGUUCUUAACUUUUACAAUAUGCUGAAUGCCGAUUUCGCAAUUUGCCGAACAGUAACGAAGCAAUUUGCCGACUGGGGCCGACUUGCGAAAAUUAUUGGGGGGGUGAAGCACCCCCCCACACCCCCCCGCUCGCGACGGCCCUGGAUGCUGUUGCAUCUAUACAUGCAUGUAUAGGUAUAACAGUUAACAACUAGAUAAGAUUUUUCCGUUGUCUAUUCUGUUAUAUACAUAUAGAUACACAGUAUGGCGUCAUAAUGUGGGAAGAACAUAAGUCACUCCUUCUCGAUGUUUAUCCUAUAUCCUAUACAUAUUCACCGAGACGAAGUCCAGUUGAAUAUUCCCCGUAAUCACUGCAUGAGCCUGAGGCGAAUAAUUGUUUUUUUAUUAACUUCUUAUUAACCGAACGCGAGGUCUAUCCAGGGAACUAUCGGACCGAGGUUUGCAAAAAUACCGACGUCCGAUAUUUCUCUGUACCAUACCGAGCAAGCGAGGUUACUAAAAUGUUUACUAUGUGGCAUUUAUAGGCAUUUAUACUUAAACAAACAAGAAAUUUAUGAUUUGAAAUGCAUAUUAGUAGCGUGGUACACAUUUAGUCGAAGAAAACAAAAAACACCAAUGUUUCCUUCUUUUCCACCAAAAACCAUUCGCAGAUAUCCUAUUAAUAACAAAUUAAAUUAUAAUUUUCAAUUAGUUUUGUGGUUUUGUUUUAAAAUGCAUGCAUUCAAUAUUUCAUCGAUUUUUAAACCAAAUUUGCCGAAUCGUUCUUUCGAAAAGCAUUAUUUACUAGUCCGCUGGUAAACAAUGCGUCCGAUUUACCAGUCAACUAGCCAGUCAGAACGCGCGAAAGCUCAUUUGAUAUGCAAAAUUAUACUAACGUUGAAUAUGAAACAAUCAUAUUCAACUUUAUGACAUCAUGCAUUGGAAAUACGAAAACGAAAUGUGGAAACGUGUUUUCACCAAAACAAUUGGCGCCGCUUUCUACAGUUUAUAGAAAUGUUGAAACUGCGUAAACUAGAUCACCUUUUUGAACAGAUGAUGCUCUUUACAAAUCGAAAUUUGUAUAUUGUAUGUACAGCGACAAUCGAACAGUCGAAAAUUGGUCAAGAAAGUGACGUCAUCGCUGUUGCUAUGGCAACAAUGACGAUUCAAGAUGGCCGAUAUUUUGGCUUUGAACGCAUUUUACUUUAAAAAAAGGUCGGUUACCCCCAUUUUCUAUUUCAGAAAACAUUUUCUUAUAGUAGAAUACACCAUCUGACCAAUUUUUAAAAAAUUCUGUAAUGUCAAAUUUUUAAAAAAUUUAUAAACAUGGUUUUUCGAAAUAAAUUUUUUUUGCAUUACAGAAUUUUUUUAAAUUGGUCAGAUAGUGCAUUGCACUAGGGCUAUAAGAAAAUGUUUUCUGAAAUAAAAAAUGUGGGUAACCGACCUUUUUAAAGUAAAAUGCGUUCAAAGCCAAAAUAUCGGCCAUCUUGAAUCGUCAUUGUUGCCAUAGCAACAGUGGUGACGUCACUUUUCUGACCAAUUUUCGACUGUUUGAUUCUCGCUGUAAAUAUGAUAUACAAAUUUCGAUUUGUAAAGAGCAUCAUCUCUUCAAAAAGGUGAUCUAGUUUACGCAUUUUCAACAUUUCUAUAAACUGUAGCGAGCCACCUUAAAGGAAACAACUUCGAAAAUAUAACGCACAAGUUAUGAACGAAAACAGUCACAAAAUUAAAAGGAUUUGAAGCAUCUUAAGGGACAUAAGAAAGGAGUAAAGAAACAUUUGGGAAAAAGAACUGGUCAUUAUUUCGACGAAUUGAACCAACAGUGCUGGUUGUCUUUUUCAUCUUUUAAAUAACAAAACAGUUAUUGAAUUCGGUUUUGGCCAGAUAUGAAGCCAGGAUUAUCAAGCCCUCAGUUUGUGUUAUCAACAUCCGCUUUCGGCUUCAGUUCAUAGCACAAACUUCUGGCUUGAUAUUGUGGCAGCCUUUACACAUUUGUGUGCAGAAUUCCCGCGUACUCGGAAAACGUGCCCAAUUAACAUUAACCAAUUAAAAACAAUGCGCUGCUUUUGGCGUUUAUUAUCUUUACGGAUUACAGUACUUUAAUAACAACUCUACGAUUUUAUGUACAACUCGACCAUAUGAAUUUUCAAAUUGGUGAUUUUUCCAGCCAUUUUAAUUACAGUGUCUCAAUACAGAUUUUUAUAAAGUGCAAAACAGAUUUUUAUAACCUUGACUUUCAAACCAAUCAGAAUCUGACAAAAAUCAUUGACAAAAAUGAUAAUAGCUCAACAUUUGUUUGGUAAGCAUACGUUUUUUUUAUUUCUGACAGCAAUCAAGAUUCUCCGUCUGCGUAUUUCAUCAAAGCAAGAAACGCAGCUGGCUACGAGCCUACGAGUGAUAUUUGCAGAACUCAAGAGCAAGUCUCACCAGCCUGCAGCGGAGUAGGAUGGACGUCAAUCGGUACCUUUCGAAAUCAUACUAUCCUGGUACAACACAUUUUGCUAUAUGUUAAAACAUAUUCGUUAAAACGGAAACGUCAUAAACGACUGGGUCUAAAUGCCACUCUAAAGGUCCAGACACACCGGAUGCGAUUCGACAAUGCGACGCGAUUUUGCGAUUUUCAUUGACCGAUAACUUUGAUCCUAAUUUAAAUUUUCCAAAUAUUUAGAAGCGCUAUAAAAUUUGGAGUUACUCGGUCUACAUAUCAUGCAAAAUUUACUCUCAUUGGCUGUUUUAUUAACUUUCAAAACUAAAAAAUCUGUAUGUCUGGACCUCGAUGCCUUCUUUUUUCGGUGUCAGUGAAAUGACGAUGUACGUCAACAGGUUCCUUGCGAUAUUCUGAUAGCGAAGCAAGUGCAACACAUUUUGCUAUACUUGCGCCAAAACGGCAACUAUACCUCCAAGGCACUCUAAAUACUCUGUCUUUUCUGUGUCAACCGUGCUAUGAGUGUUGACAAUUUUUCAGAGCAGUGGCAGAAAUUUACUUUGCAGUGUCGGGACUGAAUUUUAAGCAAAUCGUUCUGAAUUUCCUCCAGGCAAGCGAUUUUAGUUUGUCAUAAAGACAUACCAAUACCAUGACAUUUGUAUAUUAUACAUACAAACGUACAUACAUUAUUUUUAUUCAGCUCACUCCCCAUAAGAGCUUUUCAGUGACAGAUUACAUCAAGUAUUUCGCUCAUGUUACGUACUUACUAGAAGUACUAAGUAGAAAUACUUCGUAAAAAAAAUCAGUAUUUAUUUUCGUAUACAUAUAGCUGCGAACAAGCUGUACUUGAGCGCCCGAAAUUCGGCUUCACCCAAACAUAGGCCUUUAUCAUAGACUAUUUGUCUUUACAACAAUAUCUAGACUAUUUGUCUUUACAACAAUUGUAAUAUUACGUUCCUAACUGUGUUUAUCUUAACCCACCCUGUCAACUUUCCCUGUGGGAAGAAACCGGAGCACUAGGAGAAAACCCACUGACUUUUUUCACAUGAGUCUCUAGCGAGAAACGAGCCCACUAUCUCAGACGUGAAAGUCAUUUGCUCUGACGACUGCGCCACAGAAGUCUCAUUAUUGAACUUACUUGAGGAGAUACAAAACUAAAAGAUUGAGAACGCAAUUCUUUCUGUAAUGUAUCCGCACCAUUGAACUAUAAGUAAACUGGAACGAUAAGUUCGCCGCCAUCUUUGAAGAGUGAUUUUUUGCAGGUAGCCCCAGUCCUUUUAUACAAAAUGGAUGCGAAAACUACAGCUUAAUUAAAAAUCGUAAUAUUUUCUCAUUUUUACUUUUUUCAAGGAAUUUAUAUUUAUUCUAUAGAGCACACUUUUACAACACAACUUCUAUCUAAGGCACAUGAAAUAUGCACAUAUUGUUUAACCGCCGAAAUAUGACACGAACAAAAUGAAAUUCGGCAAAAAAACGCCCAAGAAUUUAUGUGUUUUCUGAGCUUUUAGAUUUCCAGAAAGAGUUCAGAGACAAUUUUAUACAAUUUAUGUAGAAUAAUCUUAGAUACAAUUGUUAAUGGAGUCCAAACAUCCAGAAACGUGUUUUAAUAAGUUAAAAUUAAGGAUUAAAUAAGUAGAAAUACAUCGUAAAAAAAUCAGUAUUUAUUUUCGUAUACAUAUAGCUGCGAACAAGCUGUACUUGAGCGCCCGAAAUUCGGCUUCACCCAAACAUAGGCCUUUAUCAUAGGAGUUAUCGUUCCAGUUUAUGUAUAUAGUUCAAUGAUCCGCACCCAUCAAAAUUACAUCCGGGCCCAGCCAAGCAGAAAAUCCUUUUGCAUCCUUGAAUCUUAAAUCGUGAGAUAAUUAACCAGCGAGGGCAAAACAAAUAGAUGUUUAGAGAAAGCAUAGUUUUCUCGAAAUAAUAGGGGCUGAAGCUCUGUUUUCAAAUGAGAAUGGCCAUGCAUAAUUUUUGCCCUCAGAAGCAAUUUCAAGCAACGAAAUGAAGCUUGACUAUAGUGACGACAGUUCGAUUCCUUGCUGUACAAUAGUGGAAAGUUAACGUCUUAGUAGACACCCUAUCACAAAUAUUGUACGAAGUUAUGCCGGCUUCAUCUGUUAUCUGCUAGUUUUCCUGCGCGCCGGAAAACCUUUUCAAUACUGAGUUGAUUAUUAAAAUGUGCAGUAAAACAUUUUAAAUUAUUUUUAGGGUAAUUGGAGUUACGAAAGCGAAAUUUGGACUUCAAAAGGAAUCGAUCAGGUUUUCUUGAAUUCGCAAUUUUGGAGUGCAAAUGUCACUGAAAUUUGUCUAUCGUCAACGGUAUUUAGUAUUCGAAUUCCCGUGGCAGCUCCCUCAUUACGCAGCUUGUUUUUCGAAAAGAGAAUUCUGAACAUGACAUCACAGCAAUGGUUUGACUCUCUUCAAGGCUCUGCAUUCCCAAUGUUUACACCAGGAUGUUUUGAAAUUGGUUUCAACGUGGGAAAUGAAACUGGAGCUCCACUUCGAGCUCGUUUGGGAAUUGUUUCCACACAUGGCGCAGGUAGGCAUAACUAUUAUAGUUACAGAAGCCCUUAAAAUGGCUCACAACCCGAUGGCGACAAAAGAUCCAGAAAUGUCAUGAGAGAACCGACCUAGCUUGAGUUGCAGGCGAUAUUUGGGUGCCAAAAAUUGAGCAUUUGGGUUCCGGGACAGCUAACUUCCCUUGCACUCUGAUUGGUCAGCAUAAUGGUUUUGAAUUUUUCAAAUUUUGGAUUGACGAGAAAUUAAUAUAAUUAUAAUAUAAUAUUAAUAUCGCGGAGCCGUGUCAGACUCAUUUUGGUUUCAUAUCUUUUUGGCCCGAGGCAGACUCAUUUUGGCCCGAGCGUAGCGAGGCAGUUAAAUAAGCAAUGAGGAGGACAAAGAGCAUGUUCUUUGCCCAAGAACAUCAACUGUAUUACUAUUAUAGUAAUUGUACAGGGUGAUUAGACAGUACAAAAAUUGGGAAGUACACAGGAAACUGUUCUGCUAUCCAGCCUUCUCGCUACAAUAUAUUUCGUUUUCUUUACCACAAACUCGAUUUAUAUAAGCACAGGAAAACUAGGCUAUGUGUAUAGCCCGCAACCAGCAUUUGGCCGCGCGAGGCCUGAACCUCCUUUAAAAUAAGGAAGGAAGGAAAGAAAGAAAUGGCUCGCGAAAUCGCCUAAACUCGUAUAUAUAUGGCCGUAAACUUGUAAAUAUAUUCUUUAGAGUAUAUAGGGACGUUGUUAUUGCUCUUUAUAACUUUUUAUACAGUCUAUAUUGAAUAGUUUUUAAAGCAUGCUUGUUAUAUAACCAGUCUCCAGUCACAUGACUAAGGGUUCCCUUAUCCGGUGGACAAAAGCCCCGCGUAUAAAAUCCGGUAAAUAUCGUUACAUCCUUUCCUUCAUAAAAAUAUGAAUAUCUAAUUAUAACAAAUGUCUCAAAUAGUCAACGAAAAGAAUCGUAAAUCUAUGACCAACAGAGUACAGAAUAUUGUCAUGAGCGAUAACAGUCUGGAGCUUUUAGCAAACGCCCUCUCGAUGAUCUUCUUUCCACUGAGUUACUUGGUUUACCUUCGUUGGACAACGGCUGAUUUGUUUGCAUACCCGAAUCUGUGGAUACCUCUUGUAGUGGGUUAUCUUGUGCUGCUGGUAGUUCAUUUUGAAAUGUAGCACCGUAAAGUUCACUUGUUUCAUCUGGCAGCGUUCUUUUCUCUUCGACUCUUUCUGUUGUUGCUGCUAAGUGCCUUCUGUUUCGCCUAUACAAUUUACCGUCAGACAUAACUUCAUGUGAUCGAGGAGCGACUUUCUCGUUGCAAACUCCACUUCUCCACGUCUUGUCGGAACUAUUUGGAUCUGGUCGUAUUCGCACGACAUCUCCUGGUUUAAGUUCCGGGAGCGGUUUACUCCCCCGAUUAUAGUAUCGUGCUUGCUUUCUUCGCUUGUUCGUUACCUGUUCCUUCACCAUGCAGGGAAGUUUUGGUUUCAACAAAUUUGCUGAGGUUGGGAGAGGGGUUCUUGUCCUUCUUCCCAUUAAUCUUUGCACAGGGGAUGAAUCAAGGCCUUCGGUCGGCGUGUUUUGCUAGUAACGCUAGGUAGGGAUCUCGUUUGUCAGCUUGAGCUUUCUUCAAGAUCUUUUUUGGCGUUUUUACUGAGUUCUCAACCUUUCCAUUGGAUUGUGCAUAAUACGGGGAUGAGGUAAUAUGCUUGAACUCCCAUUCUCUAGCAAAGUUCUCAAAACUUGUCGAGGCAAACUGGGGUCCGUUGUCACUUCUCACUUCUUUAGGUAUACCAUGUCUUGCGAACUGUGACUUUAAACUCGUGAUGAUUGCUGCAGCCGUCGUUUCAUUUAGGACAUUAAAUUCGAAGUAAUUUGAAUAAUCAUCAACCAUUAUGAUAUAAUCUUUUCUUUCUAGCGUGAAAAGGUCAACAGCCACUCUUAUCCAUGGUCUAUCCGGUACCGGUUGUGAUAUAAGAGUUUCUUUGGGUUGUUCUUUUCGGUAGGCAUUACAGGUAUCGCAGCCAGACACAUGUUCUUUGAUUGCUGCGUUCAUUCCGAGCCAAAAAACUACUUCACGAGCACGUCGAAGGCAUCCUUCAGCACCAAUGUGACUCGAAUGUAUCUUAUCUAGCAUUUGACUUCUCAUCGAUGCUGGUACGACAACUCUCUCACCUUUGAAGACUAGGCCAUCUUGCACUGAUAAUUCGUCACGGAAGUUAUAGUAAGCUCUUGUUCUCGGUAGCACUCUGUUCCUCUGGUUGGGCCAUCCACUUUCAAUGUUUCUUUUUAGGUCUUGGAGGGUUACAUCAUCUCGUGUUUUUUCCUGAAGCUCUCGUAAGCGUUCCGGGCUAAUUGAAAGAUACUUAAUCAUCUUCACAUUCUCUACCGCUCUAAUAAACUCUUCUCUUCUUCACCGACUUGACUAGGUGAACUUAAAUAUGCCCUGCUCAAGGUAUCGGCAAUAUACAACUCGGACCCUCGCUUGUACAAGACUUUCAAGUUGUACUUAUGCAGUUGCAUCAUCAUUCGCUGCAAUCGUUUGGGAGCUGCUAAAAGUGGCUUUUGCAGAAUCACCUCCAGUGGUUUGUGAUCUGUUUCGAUGGUAAUAUCGCGUCGGAAUACGUACUGGUCAAAACGAUCACACGCAUGUACAAUCGCCAACAGCUCCUUCUCGAUCUGAGCGUAGUUUCUCUCUGUAGAUGUAAGUGCUCGAGAUGUAAAUGCUACUGGCUGUCCUUCUUGUAACAGCACUGCUCCAACUCCUGAUUUUGAUGCGUCACAUUGGAAAGUUACUUCCUUGGCGACAUCGUAGUAACGUAGGACAGGGUGACAUGUGAUGAGUUUCUUUAUCUCUUCGAAUGCCUUUUGCUGAUAUUCAUCCCAGUGCCAUUCAACAUCUUUUGCUUCUUUUUGACGAAGUGGUUCGCUGAUAGUUGAAAUGUUGGGUAAGAAUUUAGAAAGAUAAUUCACCAUACCAAGGAAUCUCUUGACUGAGGGUACAUCUGUUGGUUGAGGCAGUAUAUAGGGACGUUGUUAUUGCUCUUUAUAAUUUUUUAUACAGUCUAUAUUGAAUAGUUUUUAAAGCAUGCUUGUUAUAUAACCAGUCUCCAGUCACAUGACUAAGGGGUCCCUUAUCCGGUGGACAAAAUCCCCGGGUAUAAAGUCCGGUAGAUAUCAUAUUUCUCCGAAACCUUGUCUAUUUUCAGGUUAUCGCCCGCUGUGGCCCAAGUAAAUGUGUUAUAAACAUCGACCGCUUCUUCCCAAUCACUGUCAGGAACGUAGCAACUCUCGUCGGAUUUUCUUUCUCUGCAACUCCUGUAGCAAUCUCGUAAUUUGUCCAUUUCUGUUUAAAUUUUUUCCAUUUUAUCGAAGUACUUCCUUCCAGUAUUUUAAGCGGUUCAGGCGGCGGGAGACCGAGAGACGUCGCCAUUUUGUUCAAAUUGUACGCGACGAAUUUCCAAUAUAAUUGUAUCAACAAACGUUUCUAGCACUUUGAUUCCAACGUCUUACGACAUCCCACUCCUGACACAAUGUAAAGAUAUUCUUUAGAGUAUAUAGGGACGUUGUUAUUGCUCUUUAUAACUUUUUAUACAGUCUAUAUUGAAUAGUUUUUAAAGCAUGCUUGGUAUAUAACCAGUCUCCAGUCACAUGACUAAGGGGUCAAUUAUCCGGUGGACAAAAGCCCCGGGUAUAAAGUCCGGUAGAUAUCGUUACAAACUAUUGUCGAUUUUUGGCUUUUAACGUAUUUGUUUCGAGUAAAAUAGGCAUAGCCGCAGGGCCGGAGCUACGGUGUGUGUGUGUGGGGGGGGGGGGGCUUACACCCCCCAGAAAUUCUAUUCCAAGUUUAAUUCGGCGGGACUGCUAUUUCAGUCGGCAGACAAAAAUAUUUUUGACGAAUAAAAUUACUACCGAUAUGAUUUUCACAUGUUACAUAAGAAACGGAAAUUUUUGUUACUCGAAAUUUACUCAGCUGGAUAAUCAUUAUAAUCUGUUAGCAUUAUAAUCGUUCGUCAGUUGGUUAAAAUGACCUUACACCCUCCCUGAAAAAUUCCCUGGGGACGGCCCUGCAUAGCCGUCAAGAAUGGACAUGUAUAACUCUCUCAAAUAAUCAAAGAGUUUAAAUUCGCAAUUGAAUACGGCGAAGAAACGAUAGUGUUUAGCCAAAAUGUAUCCGGCACUUACUUCAUCUGCGUAAAAACUGAUUGGGCAACGAAAUAAAUAGAUUCCAAUAUUUUAUCCGCUGGGAGUAAGGGAAAAAUAAAAGGGCGUGCUUCUGGUCGACUAAACUUUGCGCAAAAAUGUGCAGUGAUAAAAAUUGGUAUAAUUAGGUAUGGAUUAUAUCAUAUUUCGAUUAUGUUGGAAUGAGUCGCUUGUAAUUCACCGGAUAUUAUUAUACACUUAAUGUCUGCUCCCGAAGGAGAUAGUUUGUUUUGUUUUUCCGAGAGUCUCAAUGUUUCCCUUGACGAAGUCGAGGUCGGGAGGGGCAACAAUUUUUCACUUAAAGUUUGAUUCGUUCACUGCAACCAGGUAUAUCAAUCAUGUUUCGCUCGCUACUCUAGUUUAAAUAAAUGAUUACAAAGCCCAGUCGAAUUGUAAUCAAGACCCAACGUUUCAACACUCCAGUCUAGUGUCUUCAUCAGGGGUGAUCUAAAACUGCGAUCGUGGCUUCUUAAAUACCCAAGGGAUGACAUCACCUGCCAAGAAGAUGCAUAUAUUCCUCUGGCAAAUUGACACCGUCAUCCCUAUUCAAAGCAUGAUGACUCAUAUUUAUAUACCACGCUUCUAGGCAAAGUCUUUGACCAUAGCGAUUGUUUGUGGUAAUUACUUUUUAAUUAGAGUUUUACCACGCAAUCUCGUGUUUGGUGUAACAUACAUGUUCGGCUAAAGCUGAUUUUCCCUUGUCUAAAGUUCAAACAGCCUUUUUAUGUUCUUUUAGCCGUGUACCAAACUGGCGUUUAGACUGACCCUAAUACUCUUUGUCGCAGUCACCGCAUGGUAUAGAAUAUACAGCAUGAGUCUUUUGAUUUUUUUCAACAGGAUUAUUUGGCUUUGCGAAAAUAUGGCCUAAAGUCAAAUAGGGUUUAAUGGCAACAUUAAUAUUACAAUUACUUGUAUUGUAAUACGUUUCAUGUCAUGUAAAGAGAAGAAACAAGAGUUUCCUGGAUGUUAACGUAUACAUGGUGUAUAAAAAAAAACUGAACAGAUUUGGGAUUGCUCUCAAUUUCGCAAAAUAGCUAUUAAUAUCCCGUUUUUGAUAUAUACAGGGAGUAUAAAAAUGUGCACAGUUGGAAAACGUUCACCAAAGUCCGAUGCGCGUGAAAUUUCCGAAAACAUUCAGUAAGCCUAUGUACUUUAACGCUUUCUGGUACAUUUAUCACUAAAAUUACUUAAAAUGCUAGCGUUUUUAGAGUAGGAAUGUCGUUACUAUCCACCCCUUCAAAAAAAAGCCCUUACAAAAAUUUUUUUUUCGGAAACAUUUUUAAUCACACAGAGUCAAAAUGUUUUUGAAUCUAAAUAAAUAGCGUCUUGCACACUAAAAUCAAAAUUUUAAGAAAUUUGACGCGUAGGCCUACGCAAGAUCUUCAAAACCUGGAUUUUCUCCCAUUUUGUUAGUUUAAACGUGAUUUCUUUGCAUGAAAAUGUUCUCGAGUGGGUAUUUCAUAAUUUCCAAACCGCGCGCAAGCAGAAAGAUAUUGCCUGCCGCGGCUGGGUCUUGAACCUGCGACCUCGAUCUAGUAAUUCAUAUAUGAAAACAUCAUUCAAAAAAACGCCACCAAACCCAAGGUUUAAGUUCGCAAGAAUCCAAAAAACGUUCCUCGAAAUACCCCAUAAAUAAGUUAGCAAACCCGGGGGCAAAUUUAGUCCCAAUAGCCGUUCUCAAUUUUUGUCGAAGCAUAUUCUCUUCAAAUUCAAAAAAAUUAUUUUCCAAAACCAAUUUGGCAAGUGAGACCAAAUCAUCGACGGGCAUGUUCUCUUCUGCCUUAUUUAUUGCUAAUCUGAGAGCCUCAAGACCUUCGCUGUGUGGUAUGUGACGAUAUUAUCCAACUACAUCUACAGUGAACAAAAUUGCAGUCGAUGGGAUAUGACCUAAGUCUUCCAAACGUUGCAAAAAAUGUGUACUAUCUUUUAUGACAGACGGCACAACUUCCACCAAUGGUUGAACACGAAAAUCCAGAAACUCCGACAAUCGUUCUGCAGAAGUACCACAGUUAGAUAUAGCCGGGUCUACCUGGCACAUUUUCAAGCCGCUUGUGAAUUUUAGGCAAUAAAAAGAAUCUACCCAAACGCGAUCUCGGCACAACGAGGUUUUCUAAGUUUUUACUGGAAAUAUAAUCCUGAAGGAUUUUCCUGAAGUCUCUCAUAAACAACCUUAGUAUAUUCAUUUUGAAACCAAUGCUGUUUCCUGCAAUCUGAUUGGUUCACAGGAGCGUGAUUUCUGCACGAAUCGCACUCCUAUAGCAGUGCGAUUCGUGCUGAAAUCGCACCUUUUUUCAACCAAUCACACUAGAGUGCUGAUUUCAGCCAACCAAUCAUAUUUCAUCAUAGGAUUCAAACAGCCAAUCAAUUUUAAGAAAAAUGUGAUAUGGCAAAUGAGCAAAAACAAAAAAAUUACAUAUCUCAUGAUUAAUUCUCUUGAGUGCCUAUAAGCAAUUUUUAGACAUAAAAACAAAAAAAUAUGGAUAGCUUCAGUAAACUAUCAAAAAAUUGAAAAAAAUGUUAAUUUUUUUGAAAUUUUACAAAUAGUAACGGGCAAAAAUGCCAACAAAAGCAAAUUUAAAGCGUCAUGGGAGACAAAGGUAAAUUCGCCUAUCGUAUUUCCAAUUUUAAACGCACAAAACUGCACCAAAACUCUUUCAAAUCACUCGUAUAAAACCUACAAUAUAUUUAAACUUACUUGUGUUGUUUCUUGUUCUUUAUAAAUGUCCUCAUUUCUUUAACAGUUUUGCAGUAUUUUGAACGUAUUAUCAAUAAACUGCAAUUUAACAAAACUGAGUUCAUCUUAUUCGCUUAUUGUUGCUAUACCACAGCACUCAGGGAGGUACCUUACAAAAUAUCUAAGAUUUCAAAAUGAAUAUAAUAAAGAGGAAAUUGAACUUCGUGUCGUGCAAUUUUGGACUGAAAUCAAACUUGUGAUUACAAAAUCGCACUCAGCGUUUCGCGGUCGUGCGAUUUUGUAUUAGAGAUCUUAAGAUUGACGUUUACGGCAAACGGCAAACCGCUAGCGAAGUUUUUGAUUUUACAACUCUAUUAUAAUAGCUUUUACACCAGUUUUGAAAUAUGUUAGACUUAUCAAACUUGUGCUCUUUAGCAAUGAUUUGAGAAAGCAAAUUAACCACUAGUCAUGCCAUUCACCAAAGCAGUAAAUUAAGAUUUGGCGUUUGAAGUUGACGUUUGGCGUAUAGAUUUCAUGCUUUAACGACUACAAGCCCUCGUAGCAGUUCAAGAAUGAAAUGUAUACGCCAAACGUCAACUUCAAACGCCAAAUCUUAAUUUACUGCUUUGGUGAAUGGCAUGACUAGUGGUUAAUUUGCUUUCUUAAAUCAUUGCUAAAGAGUACAAUAUAAUAAGUUUAACAUAUUUUAAAACUGGUGUAAAAGCUAUUAUAAUAGAGUUGUAAAAUCAAGAACCUCGCUAGCGGUUUGACGUUUGCCGUAAACGUCAAUCUUAAGGUCUCUAAUGACGCGUUUGAUUUCAAUCCAAAUUGCCCUCCACUCAGUUCAAUUACCACUAUAAAUUGUUAAGGUGCCUAUAUGCCGCAAUACGGUAAUCUUUUCUGUCCCAAACAGGGCCGUAGCUUGACCGAUAAUAGGGGCGGGGGUGUAUAUUCAUAUAACCGUGUUCUGCCCGACAGAUUUCAUUUGAAAUUGAUUGUUUUUACGGUAUGUUAACAUACCGUAAAAAUAAUCGCUUUCAAAAGAAAUCCGUCGGGCAGAACACGAAUAUAUGAAUAUACAUGAACACGAAUAUAUGAAUAUAUGGGGGGGGGGGGUGUAUAUUCACAUAUUCAUAUAUAUGAAUAUACACCCCGCCCCCCAAUUAUCGCGUCUAGCUACGGUGCUGGUCCCAAACUAAACGAAUGAAGUAUAGAUCCGGCUAUAGAAGUGUAUUGCUCCAAAUUGGAAGAAAAAGUUUCUGCUAUUAAUACGGGAGGGAGAAACUACAGUAAUCUUUCUGUUGAGGAAAUAAAGGCGUUGAAGAAUUUGAAAAGCUAUAAGAAUAUUAUUAUUAAGCGGACAAAGGUCCUGCAGUGGUAGCAUACCAUAUAUGCAAUUAUAAUUAUUAUUAUUAUAAUGAACAUCGUUCAGGACGUAACUAACAAUGAUAGUUAGUAGGAUCUUUUAAGAUUCUUUUUGUAAUUUAAAAAUCACAUAGUUACUGCCUUCCUCCUUGUGUGCUGUAACAGUACAAAGCACAUGCGGAAAAAAAGGAAUUUUGACUAAAUAUUUCGAAUAGAAAUAAGAAGUACACUUCGUGGCCUCUGUUUACUGAUUUUUAUUGUUAUCGUUAUCUCUUAUUUAGGUUGCCCUGCUGCGAUAUUUGCUUUGGGGAUAGGACUACAUGUUCCUGACUUCGUAGGCAGCUAUCAGGGAUAUUACACCAACGUAGCCUCCAGGUUAGAAGCAGACGUAUCAGUUUAUGUCCGCUCACGACCUGAGAAUGAAGCACCACCAACCACGGGACCACCAGCAACCAUGGGAAUACCAUAGGAACAUAUCAACAAUAGGACCACCAUGCACUGUCUCUAUCAUAAGCAAUGCGUUGGCAAUUUUACCAACCGCAUAAGAAUAUAUAUAUCCUAGUUUCCAGAAUAAGUUUGCACGUUAUCUAAUCUUAACUAAAUACAAAACAAUCGUAAGCCUAAACAUAGUAUACAUUUUCAAAAUUGUUGAUUAUGUAAUGCAAUUUUCCGUGUUUUAUUUUACAAAAAAGCAUAAAAACAAAGCUGCUGUAUCUGAGCGUAAUUAUAGUUUAUAUGAUUAGAAAUAUAUGCAUGAAGC